GGUCAAAGAAGCUUGUAAGACUAAUAAGCUGUAGGGUUUUAAGACAUGGGAAACUUGGAUGAUGCAUGUUGAAAAGUCUUAUUUGUCUCCUUUCUCAUUCUAUAUCUCCCCAUGUUCUCCUCUCAGAAGUAAAUGGUCUACCAUUCCUUUACGGAGAAUAGCUCACAGCCAUGGCCGACAACGGCUUUGGAUCAGGCCUCGAAGGCAUAUCCCAGACCACAAUAACCGUCGUUCUCGUCUUCCUCGCCAUAUCGCUCUACAACGUCAUUGAGCUCAACUUCAUCAUCUUUGGGACCUUCAAGCGUCACUCCGGUCUCUACUUCUGGUCAUUCCUCGUUUCAACAUGGGGAAUCGCCGUGUACUGCUGUGGUUUCUUCAUUAAAUACUACGCCUCUUCAGCUCUGGGGUAUCUCGCCUCGACGUUCAUCUCAGUAGGAUGGGUAGCCAUGGUGUCGGGCCAGUCGCUCGUGCUUUGGUCAAGACUACAUCUUGUUCUGAGGAAUAGAUUCAGGUUGAAGGCGGUGUUGUACAUGAUCAUCAUUAAUGGCGUUCUUAUGCAUGGAGCUGUUAUUCCUAUGAUCUAUGGCUCUUUUUCACCAAAUACAGAUAUGUGGAAACAGCCAUACUCCAUUAUGGAGAAGAUCCAAGUCACCGUCUUCUUCAUACAAGAGAUUAUCAUUUCAUGCUUCUACAUCUACGAAACAGUCAAGAUGAUGCGUCUGGAACGCACAAUGGGAAACAAGCGCGGAAGCCGACGUCUAAUGAACCAUCUCGUCUACGUCAACAUCCUCAUCAUUCUUCUCGACAUCACCAUCCUAGGCCUUGAGUACGCCGAUCAAUACCAGUACCAAACAUCAUACAAAGCCUUUGUGUACAGCACAAAACUCAAGCUAGAGUUCACUAUUCUCAACCGUCUCGUUGAGAUGACUACGGGCAACAAGGAUGCUAGCUCUGGGCCUCGGAGUCACACCGCUGGUACAACGACAGGAAACAAGACGAAUAUCGCUCUUGAUACCUUCAUCAGCAAUACUGUUGACAAGCCCCCCGGUGAUAUAUCGUAUAGAGCUUAUGUCAUGGGUGGUGAUGAACGACAGGCUCCUCGACAAACACCUAGGGAUGAUGAGGUUGUCAUGACUACAGAGGUCAUCGUUCAACGGGAAGAGCGAGAAGAUGAUGGUAUGAGUAUGGGCGGAAAGUCAUCCGCUGAAUCUACGAUUGGGACGUCAAAGGGGCAUCACUAUGAAAGUGAGGGAUUGUCGAAAUCUUCGUCAGAAUUGCAUCUAGCGACGCGAGGCUUUUAAUCAGAACAAGGACAUUACGACAACUUCAACACAAUAUUUUCUCCAUAUACACAUUGUUAUAUAUACCCGGUAUCUAAAAACCACAACACUACAUAUUUCUUAUAACAAAUACAUACUUCAAUCUUCAGCAUAAC
Molecule: messenger RNA, 1435 nt
Organism: Fusarium odoratissimum NRRL 54006
Lineage: Eukaryota; Fungi; Ascomycota; Sordariomycetes; Hypocreales; Nectriaceae
Exons: 1
Coding region: 171-1301 (376 amino acids)
Source: RefSeq, a predicted model, not a curated record